AUGAAGCGAGUUUUAUUUUUUCUCGCCAAAAUGGCUGACGCGUCGGUGUCGAUGCGCGCAAAGAAAAUACCCGAUAAUUUAUAUGAGCUGUGUUUGACGAAUUUAGUGAACUAUUUGCAGAAAUCUAAGUGCGAGAGGAAUGAUUUGCGGUCAUUACCGGAUAGCAUCCUCAUGGAUGUUUAUUAUAAGAUGCUGCAGGAGAAGAGACUAUGUAUCCUGGGCGCGGAGCUGUCAGAGUUGGACACCUUCGAGCGGCUGCUGCGCUUCUCCGGGGCCCAGCUGCGACUGUUACAGUGCUUCCAGGCGGUGAUAGAGCACGGGUCCAAGUUGUCCGGGGAGCUCGCCAGCGGGUACCUGGCGCGUUGCGACGCACACUCACGAGCCACCGAUGCGCUCAUAUACCUCGGACUUAGAUUAGGUGGUUUCCUGAACGAGGCGGGGUGGUACGCAGACGCACAGCGCGUGCUGCUGCGCUGCCGGGAGAUGUGCCAGGCGCAGCCGCAGACGACAUACUACAAAAGACUUACACUCGAAUGCUGUCACAGGUUACUAAACACACAAUCGGCGUACUGCUGCUUCCCCGCGGCGGCUGAGACGUACGCCCUUGCCCUCAAGCUGCUGGGCAUCCCGGACGACGUGAGCGGAGACCUGCCCGAGGGGCCCUUCGCGGUGGGAGACACGUGUGACCAGGGACUGCAGACUGACGAUGACCAGAGAUUAGAAGACCUACAAACUCUAGAAGACGAGGACCCGGGGUCAGGCCGGGUGGGGCGCGCGGCCGCGUGGGGCAUGUCAACCCUCGCAGCCCGAUUAUGCAAGGAGUUCAGCGCGUUAUACUUCGUGCGCUGCGACUACAGCGCGGCCCACGCCUGGAGCAUGCGCGCACUCAAGCUGCUCACGCCACACACGCCCGCCAAGAUCACAAUCGAGGUGGUCCGCGCGUGCGGCAAGGCGUGCGUGGUGAAGCGGCGCUUCUCGUCGGCGGGGCUGCUGGUGCGGCAGGCCGUGGGGCUGGCGCGGCGCGCCUUCGGGCCGCAGCACCCGCGCUACGCCGCCGCGCUGCUCGACUACGGCUUCUACCUGCUCAACAUCGACUCCAUCAACCACAGCGUCGCAGUCUACGAGGAAGCGUUGACAACCCUAAGACGAGUGUUCGGCCGGAGCAGUUUGCACGUGGCGACGGCGCAGGAAGAUCUAGCAUACGCUCUAUACGUUCUGGAAUAUUCCUCCGGGCGGUUCUACAAGGCGCGCGACCACGCCGAGCGGGCCAUCAGGAUCAUUGAGAACCUGGUCCCUCCGGACCACCUGCUGCUAGCCUCAGCGAAGCGCGUGAAGGCGCUCAUAUUGGAAGAGAUCGCGCUCGACACGCCUGCGGGACAGGACAUGAGCGAGCCGAGCCUGCUGGAGGAGUCGGAGUCGCUGCACAAAGCUGCGCUCGCGCUGUCCAUGAUGGCCUUCGGGGAGAACAACGUGCAGACUGCCAAGCACUACGGGAACCUCGGCCGCCUCUACCAGAGCAUGCACAAGUUCCAGGACGCAGAAACAAUGCACUUGAAGGCCAUAGCAAUCAAGGAGGAGCUCCUCGGGCCCGAGGACUACGAGGUGGGGCUGAGCAUCGGGCACCUCGCCUCCCUCUACAACUACCACAUGGGCAUGCACUGCGCCGCCGAGAAACUAUACCUCAGAUCCAUAUCCAUCAGUCUGAAGCUGUUCGGUGAGCGCUAUUCGGGGCUGGAGUACGACUACCGCGGGCUGGUGCACGUGUUCACGCAGCUCAAGCGGCACGACCGCGCCGACCACUACACCAGGCUGCUGCAGCACUGGCAUGAACUGCGGGAACAAUCGAAGCAGGAGCAACAACCGGCUCUUGGAGACGAGCAAGUGCUGCCGCUCGCGGAGCUCCAGGCCAAGUUCUUCAGCAACGACUGAGCGACGCCGCACUACUGACGACCGCGAGCCCGCGGCGGGUCACGCUCACUGCCAGCGACAUAGCCCGUGCGAAUUAAAAAGACAACUUGCUGGUGUAACUUACGUAGGUGUGAAGUGACUAGUUAUUUCGCACGGUUUAUACCGAUCGUAAUAGAAUUUGAAUUCAGAACAAAGAACGUUAUUGUUGUUUUGUUUUGAUUCCCGCGUGAACAGAACAAUAAAGUACUUAAUUCUAAAUUCAAAUUCUGAUACACGAUAAACCUUAUGAUUGAUGGACAUGGAAAUUAGGAUUCGUUUGUAUUUAAGGAGAUGAUUGCCAAGGGACAUAAAGAAAAUUGAAGCACUGCAAUGUACACUACCCGUGCGAAUUAAAUAGAUAUCUCGCUAAUGCAGAUUGCGUAAUAUGAGGUGUUUAGUUAUUUUGCGCGGGUUAUACUGAUCCGUAACCUAUACACAGUGUUCAGGCAGACAUUGGUGCCGAUUUAGGCAGACACCAACAUUUUUAACUUUAUUUGACAGGAUUAAAACUAGCUCUAUCUCUCUCUUGCACGUAUUGUAAGUGAAGGACGGCACUAGUUUAAGAGCUGUCAAACUAAAAUCGGGUUAAGUUUUUGUCCGCCAGAAUAGGCGCCAAUGUUUUUUUCUCUUUAACCAUAAACUAAAUUUGUAACUUUUUAAAAUUAUAAGACAGGGUACUAUGCCCCUUUAGAGAACGAAAAUUCCAACCAAUUCAGUAAAACAAUUAAACUGAAUAUAUGAAACUCAAUACAUUUUGUUUCAAAUCUUCUGGUUUAUAUGUACAGUUACGAGCAUUAAUACGUGCGUACAUAUACUUUAGGACCCUGUCGUAUUAACUUAUUGACAAAUUGUAUCCAAAGUCUCACUAAAUGUCUAAUAUUUUAAUACGAUAACGUUCUAAAGUGUUCAUGAUAGGGUGUAGUGCUUUGAUCGUACUUGUUUCUAUGUCAAACUUUUACAAUCAGUGUCAAACUGCCAUUGUAAGCCAAAAAAAAUAACGUCGGUUGCAGACUAAGCGAGUUUAGCUAACUCGCAUAGUGUUUGCGUAAGUGCGAGGGAGAUAGACUGUCCGCGCGCCCACUCUUACUUGUUAACGGCUUUACUUCCAAUCGGGUGAAAUCUUCUUAUCGUGUGGGUUGUGAGGUGGAAUACCAACCUCAUCAACCCUGGUGUCAGGGUUAUUACUUACCCGCCAAAAUCCCCUUACUUGGCUCAUGUAACGACUACAUACUUAUAUCAGAAAGUAGUAACCGGGACCAACGGCUUAACGUGUCUUCCGAAGCACGGAUCACCUUAGUUUCGGACAAUCAGGUGAUCAGCCUGUAAUGUCCUGACCAAAUUAGGGAUCACAAAGUGAUUUUUGUGAUAUGUCCUCAUCGAGAUUCGAACCCGGGGCCUCCGGAUCGUGAGCCCAACGCUCAACCACUGGACCACGGAGGCCGUUAUCGGGUGAAAUAAAUCAGGUGGAUACCAAUUGGUGCGGUUACCGAGUAACCGUUCUAUACGUAGUAUUCAUUAUUCUGUGACCCAACUAUGGAACGUCAGCUGUGCAAUGAGUAAUUUUCCAAUCGGCGUUCCUUAAGAAUCACGAUAGAUGGCGUUGUUAAGUUUUUUCUUCGUUUAAACUUCUAACAGACAUAUGCAUUUUUAUAUUUGUUUUUGGGUAUAAAUGAUGACCCGUUUUAUUACACCAAGGUACAAUUACAACUUCCACCCAUUAUUAUUCUGAUCAAAAUAAAGAGAAGCAUUAGUAGCAACAUCAUUCUAUACAUAAUGUGAUCCAAAUAUUAAGCAACAAUUAGUUUUAUAUAUGCUUCCAAAUACAUUUUUGAAUAAUAAUGUACCCCUGAGAAAAAAGGUAAUGGCCCCGAUUCCUGCAGACACCGCCUAAUUUUAUUUUAAGUUAUAUCCGUCAUUUUCAUAUCCGUCGAAAAGGAAAGGGACGGAUGAUUCACAGCUCUUAAUUUUAGGAAGAAUGAGUAAAUGAAUGAAUAACCCGGGCGAAUCAAAAGGUACGUCGCUGGUAUGCAAUCCGUUUGACGUGCUGUCUACUUAACUGUGUCGGGUUAUUGACGGAUGUAUAGUCCGUUCAAGAAUGAUCUUCAUUAAAGGUAAACAAAUAUAGCUGCCGAUAUUUUUUAUCUGUGUCAAACUGUAUACUAGUGAAGUGCUGAAUUGAUUUUAGCUCAAGUUAUUUUAUCAAAAUGAACUGACUCUCUUGGGUUGUUUGAAUAUUUUGUAUGAUAAUAUUAAAAUAUAUUAUAUUGUAUGUUUCUUUGUGGUUACACUAAGUCACUUUGAAAGUCAUUUAUUCUGCGCAUUUCGGCUUAUUAAGUACAGUACACUCACUUAAGUUAUUCACGGAACUGACUCGUUUUCCUGACCUGAAUGAAAUGUCUCAUCACUAAUCGUCAAAUUGACAGCUAGCCACAGAUUAACAAGAAUUUAUGAUGUCAACUUUUUUGUGUAAGGUUUUGUUUGAUUUUUGUUUUUACAUGAAAAAAUGUGUUUUUAAUAAUUAUUUUACGAUAAUCGAAAUCAUACAUCUAUUGAGUGCUACGGAUGUUAUUAGAAGAAUACUUUGCGUAGUUUAGGUGAAAUUCGAACAUUCUUUGUAGUAACAGGUUUGUUUACCUUUUAUGAAGAUCAUUUUUGAACGGACUAUAAAAUUUUUAGACGGUUGGUUUAGAUUUGUGCUUAAAAUUGACGUGUGUUCCAUAAAUUUUAUGUUUGUCGAUUACCCGUCCCUUUCCUUUUCGGCGGAUAAGAAAAUGACAGAUAUAACUUAAAAUAAAAUUAGAUGGUAUUUACAGGAAUUAGCAGCAAUAUCACGUUAAAAGUGAACAACGCCAUCUAUCGUGUGUUUGGGGAACGUCAAUUGGAAAGUUUCUCACUUAAGCCUCGCUUAGCUGUAACCGGCAUUACUUGCUUAUAGUAGAACUGUAUUUUGAAUUAACUAUAAUAAAAUUAUAUUUAAUUACGACUGCGGUGAAAUUUCUGUAAAUAAGUAUAGUUAAAAUGCGUCUGUGAGACAUAAAAACAAAUUAUAAUGUGGUAGAAAUUGAAUGGGCGGUGAUUGAUGGGCGGGACCUAUCGUGCAGUGAUAUCGGUAUUUUGGUGUGUUAUAAUUGAAUGUAAGUUAUAGUCAAACGGUUAAUAUUACCAGUUAUGAUGCUAGUACUAUGUUUUACCGAUCGAAGGUUGUAUGGUAUAAGAAAACCAGGCGAGUUAAAAUGGCCACAUCGAAGCGAUUCAUCUGAGAAAGCAAUAUUGCUAUUUGCAAACAGCAUUGCACACUUACUUUUCCACCCUCAGGCCUGUUGUCUUAAACGUUGUACCGGGUGAGAGCCUUCAGCGCUCCCCAUUUGUCCGGCCAAGUAGUUAAUGCCAUCUGCGGCAAAUCUACAAUAAGUCAUGUCAAAAAAAAAAAAAAACACUUACUUUUAUAUGCGCAAAUGUCAAAUUGCAACAUUGCUUUCUUAGAUGAAUUGCUUCGAUGUUACCAUUUUAACCCCCAUGUAUGCUCAAUCCUAUGAGAAGCCGCCUAAAUGUUACCACUGUGUUACCAUUAAAUUGGUAUCUCCAACAUUCCAAGGACGUAAAUUUUAUUAUUGUGUAGUGAGGCACCCCUUGUAAAAAAAAUAACCCCUUGUAAAAUUAAGUGAAUUACUGACUAAUGUAUUUAAUUACUGUUACUUAUCACAUAUACUAUAAAAAUCUGUAAAACUGUUAGUAAAUGUUACUACUAAAGUAACUGUUACUAAAGGUUCAAAAUGUCCUUGCAAAGUAAACAAAGUAAAUAUAAAAACAUAGGUCGCGGGUAAUUUUUUUGUAACAAAAUGGCAACACAGUGUGGGAUGACGUCAGCUGGGCUAACCUUGAAAUGUUAGCUGUCGCUUUUAAGCAUACCUGGUUUUCUUAUACCAUGGAAAGUUGUAUGUAUCGUCACCUUAUAGUGAAAAUUGCAGUAAAAAGGCGCAAUAGUUAUGAAAAAGAGAACUUUAUUACCUAGCCUUUAGGUAAAUGGUUCUGAUUCAAGUACACACCAUCUAAGUGUAUUUUAAGUUACACCUGUCAUUUUCAUAUCCGCCGAAAACGAAAAGGACGAAUAAUCGACAGGCAUAAAAUUUAUUCGUCACACGUCAAUUUAGGCAGAAAUUUAACAAAUACCCCGACAGAAUUAAGUUGACAGCACACGUCAAACGGAUUGCAUAAUAUGAGCGAGAUGCCUAUAUUAUUCGCUCGGGUUAUUGUUUAAUUCUAAAAUUAAGAGUUGUCAAUCAUCCGUCACUUUCCUUUUCGGUGAAUAAGAAUAUGACGUUUAUAACUUAAAAUAAAAUUUGGAGGUGUCGGCAGGAAUCGGGGCCCAGUAUCAGAGUAGAACAAACACCUCGGAAGCAUUUUAAAUUCACAUGAAAAUGAAUCACAUUUUCAUGACGUAACGUACAUGAAAAUUAAUCACAUUUUUAUGUGAUUUUUUUCAACAAAACCUCGAAACGGAGCUUUCAUUCCAGGAAAAACUGACACCAUUUUUUUACCUGGUUUAAAACUAUCGACUGUAUCGCGAGGUUUUGUUGACAAAAUUCACAACCGAAUGAGAUUUUUCAAAGUUGCGCUUAUGUGGUUUUCACUAUAACGCGACGAUAUGAGAGUUGUAGCGAGAUGAUCAGAUUUGCACCACAAACAUCACUACAUAUCACAUUUUUGGAGAUUUCUAAACAUUUUUCUCAUAUUUCUAUAGAUUAUUAUUUUAUAUAAUUUUGCAGUGAACGUGCCUACAUUGUUAAUAAGAAACAUGCACAAAUAUAGAACAAAAUAAUCGUGUAUUUAUGUAAGAUUGUAAAUAGGGUAGUUUCCAACUAGUCAAAUCAGUUACUUUUUACCAAAAGUCAAAACACGAAAUUUACUAUGGAAUUUGUAUGUAUAAGUAACCUGGGACUUCAUAGAAAACGUGAUAAAAUGUCCCACUUACAUUUUUCUUUAUUAAAUUUAUGAAUAAGUUAAUUAUCACUUUUAGAUCUGUCUUUAUUUAUUAAUCAGAAUUUAUCUUUGACCUAGGAUUCUACCCAAUUACAGUUGCAAAUGUAAGGUGUGAUGUCAAAUCGUAGCACAAUUUGCUGUAAGGGUCUUACGAAGCCAACUUUGUUUGUGCUAAGCUUGGUUGGUAAGACGUUAUGUGAUAAUGUAUCUCAGUAACCAAGUGAAAGAGUGGAAUUAGGGAACUGUUUCUUAAGGUCCCCAUGAUAAUGGUGUUUGCAUAGUAAAGAAGACCAGGUACGCUCAAUCCUAUGACAAGCCGCCAUUGCUAGUCUAUUCAUGACGUAAGUGUUACCAUUCAAUUGGUAUCUCCAACAUUCCGAGGACGUAAAUUUUAUUAUAAAAAAAAUAAGCGAAUUACUGACUUAUGUAUUUAAUUACUAUUAUUUGUCACAUAUACAAAAAUCAUUACAAUUGCAUGUAAAUUAAAAACAUUAACAGUGGGUAAUUUAUUUUUUACGAAAUGGCAACACUGGGUCGGAUUACGUCAGCUGGGGCUAACCUUGAAAUACUAGCUGUCAGUUUUGAGCAUACCUGGUCUUCUUAUACCAUGGGUGUUUGAGAGUAUGCGGAAAAAUAUUGCGAGCGCGUAAACGCCAGUGUCAUGUCACCUUGCAGUGAAAACUUCUUAAGCGCCUUAUUGAAACAUUCGAAUGUAUUUUUAUUAACACAACGUCGCAAUAGAUACGCUUGUUUCAUACCAGCUAAAAAUUUGUGGUUUCAAUGUUUACCCUGAUUAAAAUUAAUUGAAAUAAAUCGGAGUUUUGUUAAAGAAAAUCACAUUCUGCUCGUGAUAUAAUAAAACAAGGUAUGAUCGAGCCUAUGAAAAGCCGCCAUUGCUAGCCGUUUGAUGACGUAAGCGUUACAUGAGUGUUACCAUUAAAUUAAAUUCCAAGGACUUAAAUUUUAUUAUUGAAAAUUAAGCGAAUUUCUGACUAAGGUACUUAAUUAUUAUCACUUGUUACUACAUAUUUAGAAAUCAUUAAAACUGUAAGUAAAUAUUUUACUAAAAGUGCAAAAUGGCCUUGCAAAGUAAAUUUAAUCUAUUUUUUACAAAAUGGCAACGGAGGGUGAAAUGAUGUCAGCGCGGCUAACCUUGAAAUGUUACCUGUCACUUUUGAGCAUACCGUGUUUUAUUAUAUCAUGAUUCUGAUGUAAUUUUUCAAAAUGUCGCUUACGAUGUUUUCACUUUAAGGCGACGUUACGGUUCUUAGAUACGUCGGCCGUGAAAAUUCUGUAAGAUUUUAGUAAUAGUAAUCAUUGAGCUUAUCGUUCCUAAGUGAUUUUAUUUCCACAAAGUAUACAUACUCUUGUACUAUAGCUACUAUAUUAUCGCUUUAGCGCUUAUAAACUUAGAUUAACUUGUAUAAUGUGAAAUGGCAUGUACAUAUUUUGCUUUGCCGAUGUUUCCAGUGUCGCGACAGUGUUCUCAUGUAAAAAUAUUAUGUAAAUUUAAUGCGGAGAUUGCUACUGGUACAUUUAUUGGAGUUAUAAAGGUGUCUAUAUAAAAAAAUAUAUAUUAUAAUAAUAAUAUAUUAUAUAUUGUAUUUAAAUACGUGUUAACUGAUAGUUCGAAGUUUCUAGUUGAAAAGCCAAACAGUGCUGCGUGAGCCGGCGUAACGACUAAUAGUCCAAUAUUUUAAUGUAAAAUAGUCGGUAUGAAAUUUUAAGUAUAAAUUAACGUAUAGUAUUGUGCGAAUGGCCUGCGCAAGUGAAAUUUAUAUAGACAGUGUAUUAGUGUAAAAUGUAAUUUGAUCCAUACUCAGCUUGACUAGUAUUUUUAUGGGAGAUGUUAUUGUAAUUAGAGGAUUGUGAGUGGCUGGUAUGCGAUACGCGAAUAAAUAAGUUUUAUGACGAGA
Molecule: messenger RNA, 8843 nt
Organism: Pectinophora gossypiella (pink bollworm)
Lineage: Eukaryota; Metazoa; Arthropoda; Insecta; Lepidoptera; Gelechiidae
Gene: Pat1
Product: amyloid protein-binding protein 2
Exons: 13
Coding region: 1-1929 (642 amino acids)
Biological process (GO): intracellular protein transport
Molecular function (GO): protein binding
Source: RefSeq, a predicted model, not a curated record